Molecule: messenger RNA, 6382 nt
Organism: Theobroma cacao (cacao)
Lineage: Eukaryota; Viridiplantae; Streptophyta; Magnoliopsida; Malvales; Malvaceae
Product: histone acetyltransferase HAC1-like
Biological process (GO): positive regulation of transcription by RNA polymerase II
Cellular component (GO): transcription regulator complex; histone acetyltransferase complex
Molecular function (GO): histone acetyltransferase activity; zinc ion binding; chromatin DNA binding
Source: RefSeq, a predicted model, not a curated record
UCCCCCCUUUCCCUGUUUCCCCUUUUUCUCUUCGCGAUCUUCUCCUUCUGCUCAUUCUUCUUCUCAUCUCCCUCUCUGUCUUCGAAUCGUACGCUCGUGUCAAUUUUCCAUUCGCACGUGCGACACAAGCGCUGUCUUGCCGAUUCUUUUGUCCUUUUUUAUUCCGAUCGUCGUCUUCGUCGUCUUCGUCGCAAUUCUCGGUCUUACCAUCGGAAUUCUCGAAGCUCCGAUCGCAGCUGCUCUUGCUUCUGCUUUCAAUUCGCAUUUUUUCCUCAGGGUAAGUUUAAUUACAGAAAUGCCAUGAAAGGGAUGUAUUUGAAGUGACAAUUAUAGGAGGGCAAAAAGAAAGAAGCAUGAGUGGUGGUGGAUGGUGCGAUUGUAACGCGAGAGUGUGGAAUAAGUUAUGCAGUGGUUGUUUCUAGUUGUGGUAGUUACAAAGACAAGGCGAAAACGAAGAAGGAAUAAGGAUAGAAAUGAAUGUGCAGGCGCAUAUGUCGGGACAGAUAUCGGGGCAGGUACCUAAUCAAGGGGGAUUGCCCCAGCAAAAUGGGAACCCUCUUCAGCCUGCCCAGAUGCAGAAUUUAGGCGUUGCUGGAGGCAUGGGUGGUGGUGGCGUUGUUGGCGGUGGAGGUCCUCCGCAUAAUACACUGAGUAUGGACCCUGACCUCAUCAGGACACGGGAAUUUAUGCGAGGAAAGAUCAUUGAGGUUUUAAAAUUGCGGCACCAGCAUCCUAUUACUGAGGCAUCAAUGAUCAAGUUUCUGGAUUUUGCAAAACGGUUGGAAGAAGGUCUAUUUAAGUUCGCUCAAACAAAGGAGGAAUAUACAAAUUUGAGUACUUUAGAGCACCGUUUACAGAAUAUAAUAAAGGAGAGCAGAAGUGUGCACAACCAACGACAUCCGCAGCUUGUUAAUUCGGCAUCAGCACCAGUUGGUACAAUGAUACCCACCCCUGGUAUGUCACACAGUGGCAAUCCUAGCAUCAUGGUCACAUCUUCUAUAGAUACUUCUAUGAGUGCUGCCAAUGCAAGCAUAGCUCCUACAACUGUCAAUACAGGAAGCCUGUUGCCAACUGGUGGCAUGAAUAGUAGUUCCUUCAACCGAUCUGAAGGAAAUAUAUCGAAUGGGUAUCAACAAUCACCUGCCAAUUUUCCUAUUGCUUCUGGUGGAAUGUCAUCAAUUGGUGGGCCAAGAAUGACAAGCCAAAUGAUUCCCACUCCUGGAUUUAAUGGCAAUAGCAAUAACAGUAGCAUUAGUAAUCAGUCUUACAUGAAUAAUCAGUCUUCCAAUAAUGUGGGUGGGCUUUCAACUGUUGAAUCAACAAUGGUAUCACAGCCACAGCAGCAAAAGCAACAUGUUGGUGGUCAAAACAGUCGUAUUUUGCACACGCUUGGCAGCCAAAUGGGUAGCGGCAUCAGGUCUGGCUUGCAGCAGAAAACUUUUGGGUUUUCUAAUGGGUCCCUAAAUGGUGCAUUGGGGAUGAUGGGCAACAAUAUGCAAAUUGUAAAUGAACCGGGGACUUCUGGGGGAUAUCAGACUGCCACACCUUUUGCUAAUACAUCAAAACCUUUGCAACAACACUUUGAUCAACAUCAGCGACCCCUAAUGCAAGGUGAUGGAUAUGGAAUGAGCAAUGCUGAUUCUUUUGGGUCUGGAAACUUGUAUGGCACUGUGACAUCUGUUGGAUCAGUUACAAACUCUCAGAACUUGAAUCCAGUUAACUUGCAGUCUAUGUCCAGAACAAAUUCUUCUUUGAUGAGUAAUCAGUCAAAUUUACAUGGUGUGCAAUCGGUGGCCCAUAUGAGGCCGCCCCAGUCCAUGGAUCAGUUUGAUAAGAUGAAUUUCCAACCUUCAGUUUCUUCGAGAGACAAUAUUCUUCAGUCUAAUCAACAGCAACAAUUUCAGCAGCAGCCCAAUCAGUUCCAACAACAGCAAUUUGUUCAACAGCAACGUCACCAGAAGCAGCAAAAUCAGCAUCACCAGAGUUUGCUGAACAAUAGUGGUUAUAGUCAGUCUCAGAUGGCAUCUGAUAAAGGCAGUCAAGUGAAGCGUGAACCUGGAGUUGAAAACCAUGAGGAGGUUCUACAUCAACAAGGUCCUGAACAAUUUCAGCUCCCUGAAUUGCAGAAUCAGUUCCAGCAGAACCAUGCUGAAGACCUCUCUACUCAGCAGGAUAUGUGUUCAUCACUGCCACAAAAUUCUCAACAAAUGCAACAGAUGUUGCAGCAACACCAAUUGGUUCCAGAGUCUCAUAAUGAUUAUAAACUUUCAGCUGGAGCACAGCCUGAAUCACUUGUGCAGAGUCAGUGGCACCCUCACUCACAAGAUCGGGCUCAAAUGCCAGGGAACAUGUCACAUGAGCAGCAUGUCCAAGAGGAUUUUCGUCAGAGGAUAUCUGGGCAGGAUGAAGCUCAACGUAACAAUUUUUCUGCAGAUGGAUCUACUAUUAGUCCUGUCGUUGUUCCUAGAAGCUCAUCAGAUCCUUCAAAUUCGAGGGGUGCCGUCUCUAGAUCUGGAAAUGGGAGCCAUGAUCGGCAGUUUAGAAAUCAAGUGAGAUGGCUUUUGUUUCUGCGCCAUGCACGUAGAUGUAAAGCCCCUGAGGGUAAGUGUGAUGGCUAUUGCUUUACUGUCCGAAAGUUGUUGAGUCAUAUGGACAUAUGUGAAUCAGCUCAAUGCUCAUAUCCUCGUUGCCAUCACUCCAAGAUAUUGAUUCGUCAUCACAAGACUUGUGCAAAUCCUGCAUGCCCUGUUUGUGUUCCUGUUAACAAUUAUGUUCAGGCUCAGAAGGCACGUGCUUGUCUAAACUCUACUUCUGUUUUGCCAUCUUCUGAUGGUGGUUCUACUAAAACAUAUGAUGCUGGAGACAUUUCAGCUAGAGUGACUUCAACAACUGCAUCAAUUGAUACUUCUGUAGACAUACAGCCUUCACUAAAACGCAUGAAGAUAGAGCAGUCUUCUCAUCAGUCUGUUAUUGCUGAAAGUGAGGUUCCUGUAGUAUCAGGUUCUGCUGUUGUUGAACCUCAAGGGUCUCAGGAUAUUCAGCGCCAAGAUUACCAACAAAGUGAUAGGUGUAUGCCAGUUAAAUCUGAGCCCAUGGAAGUGAAGACAGAAGUCCCCAUGAGUUCUGCUAAAGGUAGUCCUACUAUUAUUGAGAUGAAGGAUGCUGUAGAUGACAAUUGCAAACAAAAGACUGAUGGUGAACCUAUUACAUCUGAUGACUUUGGUGGUCCACCUAAGCAAGAAAAGGUUAAGAUUGAGAAGGAGUCUGACCCAGCUAAACAAGAAAAUGCAACACAGUCUUCUGAAAUUGCAGCUGGAACUAAGUCUGGGAAACCGAAAAUAAAGGGUGUGUCACUGACUGAACUGUUCACGCCUGAGCAAGUUAGGCAGCAUAUUACAGGCCUCCGACAAUGGGUUGGUCAGAGUAAAGCAAAAGUGGAAAAGAAUCAAGCAAUGGAGCACUCAAUGAGUGAGAACUCCUGUCAGUUAUGUGCAGUUGAGAAACUUACUUUUGAACCACCACCUAUUUAUUGCAGCCCUUGUGGUGCUCGGAUUAAGCGAAAUGCAAUGUACUACACAAUGGGAGCUGGUGAUACACGACAUUACUUUUGUAUUCCAUGCCAUAAUGAGGCUCGUGGAGAUAGCAUUGUUGUGGAUGGAAAUACCAUUCAAAAGGCAAGGCUUGAGAAGAAGAAGAAUGAUGAAGAGACUGAAGAAUGGUGGGUUCAAUGUGACAAGUGUGAGGCUUGGCAGCAUCAAAUUUGUGCUUUAUUUAAUGGUAGAAGGAAUGAUGGUGGGCAAGCUGAGUAUACAUGCCCCAAUUGUUAUAUUGCUGAGAUUGAAAGAGGAGAGCGCAAGCCCUUACCUCAGAGUGCUGUCCUUGGGGCCAAAGAUUUGCCAAGAACAAUCCUUAGUGACCACAUAGAGCAGCGAUUGUUUAGGAGACUGAAACAGGAAAGACUAGAGAGGGCAAGGGCUCAAGGAAAAAGUUAUGAUGAGGUUCCUGGGGCUGAGGCACUUGUAAUUAGAGUUGUUUCAUCAGUUGAUAAAAAGCUGGAAGUAAAGCAGCGGUUUCUUGAAAUUUUUCAAGAAGAGAAUUAUCCACCAGAAUUUCCAUAUAAAUCAAAGGUUAUUUUGUUGUUUCAGAAGAUAGAAGGGGUAGAAGUAUGCUUGUUUGGCAUGUAUGUUCAAGAAUUUGGAUCAGAAAGCGCAUUCCCAAAUCAGCGCCGAGUUUAUCUGUCAUAUCUAGAUUCAGUCAAGUAUUUCCGGCCUGAGGUUAAAGCAGUCACUGGAGAGGCUCUCCGUACAUUUGUUUACCAUGAAAUUCUUAUUGGAUACCUUGAAUAUUGCAAGAAACGUGGUUUUACAAGUUGCUAUAUAUGGGCUUGCCCUCCGCUAAAGGGUGAAGAUUAUAUCUUGUAUUGCCAUCCAGAAAUUCAGAAAACACCUAAAUCAGAUAAGCUGCGAGAGUGGUAUUUAGCAAUGCUAAGGAAAGCUGCCAAGGAAAACAUUGUAGUUGAUCUCACUAAUCUAUACGAUCAUUUUUUUGUAACUACUGGUGAAUGUAAGGCCAAGGUAACAGCAGCUAGGCUGCCAUAUUUUGAUGGUGAUUACUGGCCUGGGGCUGCUGAAGAUCUAAUUAAUCAGCUUCGUCAAGAAGAAGAUGGCAGAAAGCUCAACAAAAAAGGAACUACUAAAAAGACUAUAACAAAGAGGGCUUUAAAAGCAUCUGGUCAGUCUGAUCUCUCUGCUAAUGCAUCAAAGGACGUGCUACUGAUGCAUAAACUUGGUGAGACCAUUUGCCCAAUGAAGGAAGAUUUUAUCAUGGUUCACUUGCAGCAUUGUUGCACUCAUUGUUGUAUUCUAAUGGUAUCUGGAAACCGCUGGGCCUGCAACCAGUGCAAAAACUUUCAGCUUUGUGAUAAGUGCUAUGAAACAGAGCAGAAACGUGAAGAAAGAGAGAGACAUCCCAUCAAUCAAAGGGAGAAACAUGUGCUCUGUCCGGCUGAAAUUAAUGAUGUACCUACUGAUACAAAGGAUAAAGAUGAAAUUCUUGAGAGUGAAUUCUUUGAUACUAGGCAGGCAUUUUUGAGUCUUUGUCAAGGGAAUCAUUAUCAGUAUGAUACCCUAAGGCGGGCUAAACAUUCCUCAAUGAUGGUACUUUACCAUCUUCACAAUCCAACUGCCCCUGCAUUUGUCACGACCUGUAACAUAUGCCAUCUGGACAUUGAAACUGGUCAAGGUUGGCGCUGUGAAGUUUGCCCUGAUUAUGAUGUAUGCAAUGCAUGUUACCAAAAGGAUGGGGGCAUUGAUCAUCCUCAUAAGUUAACAAAUCAUCCAUCCAUGGCUGAACGUGAUGCACAGAAUAAAGAGGCUAGGCAACUACGUGUUCUGCAGCUUAGGAAAAUGCUUGACCUUUUGGUGCAUGCAUCACAAUGUCGAUCUGCACAUUGCCAAUACCCAAAUUGUCGGAAAGUGAAGGGGCUUUUCCGCCAUGGAAUACAAUGCAAGACACGUGCUUCUGGUGGUUGUGUUCUUUGUAAGAAAAUGUGGUAUCUGCUGCAACUUCAUGCACGCGCAUGCAAAGAAUCUGAAUGCCACGUACCACGUUGCAGAGAUCUUAAGGAACAUUUGAGGAGGCUUCAACAGCAGUCUGAUUCACGGCGUAGGGCUGCUGUGAUGGAGAUGAUGAGGCAGAGAGCUGCUGAGGUUGCUGGUAAUUCUGGGUAAAACCAAAUUGUAAAUAUGGAUUUGGAUGUUUUGAUGAAGAAUGCUCCCUUCUACACAAGGAGGUAGAAAAUAGUUUUUGUGCUGCUCCAGCGGGUCACUGCUUGGAACUAGGGCAGUGAUGGGGAAAACCGGCGGAUCUAGAAGGUCAGGUCAGAAGGGGAUAGGCAAAUACUAUACUAGAAGCAGAACAGAUUGGUUAGGGAAGAAUUCUUUCAUUCAGAAACCCGUGACUGAAUUCCCUACAAAGAAAGCAAAGGAAGUUGUUUACGAGGUCUGCCUGCAACGGUCGCUAACUAUGCCCCAUGGAGUUGGAAGUAGUGAUGUGUGUCAGUGGCCUGAUAUGGUGAUUCUUUAAAUUUUUAUCUUGUAUUCUGUGGAAUGCCAUCCAUCCCUUGGUGGCCAGUGUACCAUAAUUGUUCUAAUCUGUCUAAGAAUGCUUUCUUACAGAGGAAUGUGGGAGGGAGGUUAGUUUCCUUUUUUUUUUUUGGGUUCCUUUCUAUGUUUUCCCUUUGGAACAUUUGACCCCCCCUUUUUGUAGAAUGGCUUCUUAUUUAAAAGAUGGAAAAAUAAGUAGCAUUGAACAACUGCAGCAAGCAAUUCAUUUUUAGUCAAAUUAUUCUUAUAUAGCUCAAUCAACGUGUGUUUGAUUUUUA